Messenger RNA from Acanthosepion pharaonis, 957 nucleotides. Lineage: Eukaryota; Metazoa; Mollusca; Cephalopoda; Sepiida; Sepiidae. The record is from the annotation of a GenBank genome assembly.
AUGUUUAUAUCACCUUUCAUUCUUUUUUCUUUCAUUCUUUUUCAUUCUGGCAACAUUUUAUAUAAUUCUUUUCUUUCUUUUAUAUCAUGUUCACAAUUUAUAUAUUUUCUUUUCUUUGUUUCUUUUUCAAUCUUUCCAUGUUUAUAUGAUUUUUCUUCCUUUAUUUCCUCUCAUUUCAUUCUUUCUUUCAAUAUUCCUUCUUCCAUAUUGAUUUUUAUGUUUCUAUUCAUUUUUCCCUCCUCUUCCAUUUUUUCUCACCAUUUAUUUUAUCUUUUCUUUCUACUUUUUCCUUUGGUAACUUUUAUUUUCUUCUACACCAUUUUAUUGUUCUUUGUCACUUUUUUUAUCUCAUACUUUGCUUUUACUUUCUACUCCUCAAUAUUCCAUUAUUUCUUUCUUUCUUUCAGUCUGUUAAUGUUUAUAUAUUUUUCUCAUUCUUUCUUUCUUAAUUCAUCUAUCAAUGUUUAUAUAACUUUUUUAUUUGUUUCUGGCCAUAUAAUUUUUUCUUUAUUUUUUCUUUCAAUCCGUCAAAGUUUAUAUCACCUUUCAUUCUUUUUUCAUUCUUUCUUUUUCAUUCUGUCCACAUUUUAUAUAAUUCUUUUCUUUCUUUUAUAUCAUGUUCACAAUUUAUAUAAUAUUUUCUUUUCUUUGUUUCUUUUUCAAUCUUUCCAUGUUUAUAUGAUUUUUCUUCCUUUAUUUCCUCUCAUUUCAUUCUUUCUUUCAAUAUUCCUUCUUCCAUAUUGUUCCCUUCUAUUUAUAGGAUUCAUUAUUCUUUCUUUCCAUCUCAUUCAGCAUUUUUGUACCUUACUUUCUUCUUUUGUUUUCUCUCAUUCUACUCUCCCUUAUUUAUUUGAAUUACAUUUAGCUUCUUGCUUGUUCUUAAUUCUUUUAAUAUUCUUUCAUAUAUCUCGUCAUGAAUAUUUUCCCAUUUCUUUGUUUAAUUAUUCUCCGUCUUAA